Nannospalax galili (Upper Galilee mountains blind mole rat) is the source of this 2245-nucleotide messenger RNA. It is a transcript of the gene Mospd1, whose product is annotated as motile sperm domain containing 1. The record is from RefSeq and is a predicted model, not a curated record. Gene Ontology annotation, cellular component: cytoplasm. The transcript has 6 exons. Bases 238 to 879 code for a protein of 213 amino acids. Lineage: Eukaryota; Metazoa; Chordata; Mammalia; Rodentia; Spalacidae.
CCGCGACUCAUCCUCCAGGGCGGGGAGAGGUGGCAUUUGAGUCCUCCCGUAUCCCAGCAGGCUGUGCAGUCUGGAGGCGCUGACAAAGGAGUGGAGGAGCAGUCGUAGCUGCUUUCCGAGGAGCCAGUGUUGCCGAGAUUGCCAAAAUGUUUUGGAGCUUUUAAGUGCAUCUAAGAAAGUCCAAAAUAGAUUUGAGACUGUGAAGACAGAAGCAGCAGCGAGGGGGAUUCAGUGCCAAUGCAUCAACAAAAAAGACAACCAGAGUUAGUGGAAGGAAACCUUCCUGUUUUUGUGUUUCCCACGGAGCUAAUAUUUUAUGCAGAUGAUCAGUCAACACAUAAGCAAGUGUUGACUCUGUAUAAUCCCUAUGAGUUUGCCUUAAAGUUCAAAGUUUUGUGUACUACUCCAAAUAAAUAUGUUGUCGUUGACGCUGCAGGUGCAGUAAAGCCUCAAUGUUGUGUGGAUAUUGUGAUUCGUCAUAGAGAUGUUCGAGCCUGUCACUAUGGUGUGAUAGACAAAUUCCGCCUCCAAGUUUCUGAGCAAAGCCAGAGGAAGGCUUUAGGAAGGAAAGAGGUGAUUGCUACUCUUCUCCCAUCAGCAAAGGAACAACAAAAGGAAGAAGAGGAAAAAAGAAUAAAAGAACAUUUAACAGAAAGUAUAUUUUUUGAGCAGUCGUAUCAACCAGAAAACAGAACUGUCUCUUCAGGACCUAGUUUGCUAACUGUCUUCCUGGGAGUGGUAUGUAUUGCGGCCUUGAUGCUGCCUACUCUGGGGGAUAUGGAAUCGCUGGUGCCUCUCUACCUCCACUUAAGUGUGAAUCAAAAAUUAGUGGCUGCUUAUAUCUUAGGGCUUAUCACAAUGGCUAUACUUAGAACAUGAACAAAGAUUAAAACUGACUUCUGAAGUAUAAAUUUAUCUUGAAAAUAUGAAUGUGGACUGCCUUUUAUCUCUAUUUCACUCCAUUUAACACACUACAAAUUAUUGAAUGAUUUCAAAUAACUGCAAAUGUAUAAUAUAUAUUUUCAAUUAGUCUAUAAUUUUAUUUGAGGGACUCUAGCACUUUAUGUUAUAGACAACAAGGAUACUUCUGAGUGAUACCUAAGAAAUUUUUUAAGAAAGUCUUUUAAAAUCUAUACCUAUUGUGCAAAUAACUUUAAAAAGGUAAUUUUCUCAUCUUUUUUUUUCUAAUUCACUUUGAUAAGGGUCAUGGAUCCUUCAAAGUUAAAGGCCUAAAUGAGCAAACUGGCUAGCCAGAAAAUAAAACUGCACCUAUUUCUUAGAUAUAAGCAUCAACAUUACUAUGUAAAUUAUAGACUGCCCUCUAUCAUUGCAAAUAGUUGCUAUAGUGUUUCAAAACAAGCAUUUUGCAGUCACUGUGUGUAGGGUUGAAAAAGCAUAAGGUACUUACCAAGGGAUCAUGCUUAACCUAGAGUCUCAUAGAAAACAGGAUGUAUUAUACUCAUCUUGUGAACUACAGAAUAGAUUGUGGUCCAGACACCAGGUACCUCAUAGAAGCAGAUUGACUUCUUUGUUUAGCCUGAGAGUUCUAAAGGAAAGUUAGGCAUCUGUUUAAUUGCUUGGUUCAUCCUGGCUUUACCUCUUGUUAAUCUUUUAUGUUACUAAGGGGAGAACCAUGUUGUUUUCCUCCCAAGCCCCUGGCCCCAAUUAGGAGUAUCAGAUACCAGGUAGUUUCUGAGGAGGUUUUUUUUUUUUUCAUCUUUAAACUCUAAACCAAGUCUAGAAAACCCUUGAUACCUGUGUCUAUUUUAUAUCAGUCACUGAGAUAUUUUUUAAGCUUUUAUUUAUUAAAAUAAAUUUACCAAAAAAGUCCCCUAAGCACAACUAUUUACAUUACUUUAUAGUGUUUUCUGAUCUCUAACAUAUACGCAGUGUUAACUGUUCUUGUUAGAGAAGUUGAUCUUUUGUCUUAGGAUUUUUAUCUGAAAGCACAAUGCAUUGAGUCUCUUGAAAAUCAUCUUUCAGCUGUUUUAUGGAAUAAACUUUAUGCACUGCUACUGUAGCAUUCUCACGGUAUGUAUGUAAACAAAUGUAUGCCUGAAGUUGAUUUUUGCAGGAAACAUUACUCUGCUUCUAGAAGCUUUUUGUCUAAUAUUUCAUAAGAAAUCAUUGUUUAACCAUUUGUGUAGCAUAAAUCAUUCAGUGAAUCAUGUCUGUACAUUGUAUAAUGACUGAAAAGCACAUAAAUGUAAUCAACUUUGAACUCAUUAAAAAACCAUGUUUGGGA